This is a messenger RNA of Nannizzia gypsea CBS 118893, 1563 nucleotides long. RefSeq names its product DNA-(apurinic or apyrimidinic site) lyase 1. Gene Ontology annotation, biological process: base-excision repair. Lineage: Eukaryota; Fungi; Ascomycota; Eurotiomycetes; Onygenales; Arthrodermataceae. Gene Ontology annotation, molecular function: phosphoric diester hydrolase activity; DNA-(apurinic or apyrimidinic site) endonuclease activity; zinc ion binding. The transcript has 5 exons. Bases 1 to 1563 code for a protein of 520 amino acids. The record is from RefSeq and is a predicted model, not a curated record. Gene Ontology annotation, cellular component: nucleus; mitochondrion.
AUGCCAGCCACUCGGUCAACACGCCGGAACCAGGAAACGAAGGCCACCUCCACAGCAGUAGAUGGUGCUCCGGAGACAGCUAUUUUAGAAAGAAAACGAGGGCUGAGUGUAACGGGGGCUUCCCUGGCAAAGAGAUCAAAGAAGUCGGGCUACAGUGGCGCCUCAGAACCACCCAAUUCUGAGCCGAAGCUGAAGAAGAAUUCACAGGACAACGAUACCCCAGAGACUGACAAUUUGUCUGAGAAAUUACUGGAAACCGAAAGGACCGAACAUCCAACAAAGGUCAAACCUGAAGACCAGAAAGAAGAGGAAGUGGAAGUAGGAAAAUCCAGGCGAGCGAAAGGUACAACUCCAGGGAAACGGAAGAUCAAAGAAGAGUCGUCAGCAGAGAUGAACCCCCUAGCUUCCCGUGCUUCCGGACUUCGAAUGUUUGUGGGAGCCCAUGUGAGUGCGGCAAAAGGCGUUCAGAAUUCUAUUCCAAACAGCAUUCAUAUUGGGGGUAACGCAUUCGCACUGUUUCUAAAGUCUCAGAGAAAAUGGGACAAUCCUCCUCUCCAAGAUGAGAACAGAGACUUGUUCAAGAAAGCAUGUGUGGACAACAAUUACGACGCUGCAAAACACAUCCUUCCACACGGCUCGUACCUUGUGAAUCUAGCGCAAGAAGACCCAGCCAAGGCAACAGUAGCGUAUAAUUCCUUCUUGGACGACUUACGCCGUUGCGAGGCGCUUGGUAUAAAGCUAUAUAACUUCCAUCCAGGGGCAACAAAUAAGACGUCUCUUGAGUCGUCUCUCUCCCGCCUUGCUAAAGCCCUAAUAUCUGCUCUUGAUGCAACAAAGACCGUUAUUCCAGUGCUCGAGACAAUGUGUGGCCAUGGAACUACAAUUGGUGGCCCACUGUCUCACUUCCGCGACCUCUUCGCGCUAAUCCCAGAGUCAUACCACUCUCGACUUGGUGUCUGUGUUGAUACAUGUCACAGCUUUGCGGCUGGGUAUGACCUACGCUCUCCGGCUGGCUGGGAUAAAUUCAUGACGGAGUUCGAUGAAACCAUUGGCCUUAAGUUCCUACGAGCGUGGCAUUUAAAUGAUUCGAAAACGCCUCUGGGUAGCAAUCGAGACCUCCAUGCUAACAUCGGUACUGGGUUCCUGGGGCUGAGAGCGUUCCACAAUUUGAUGAACGAUAAGAGGGUAGAAGGGAUGCCGAUGGUGUUGGAGACUCCAAUUGAUAGGCCCAUUGAAGGUGCAGGGGCAGGAGCUAAAGGUAAGAAAACAACUGAAGAUAAAUCAGUCUGGGCCAAAGAAAUAAAGCUUCUCGAGAGUCUUAUUGGCAUGGAUGCCGAGAGUAAGGAGUUUUUUGACCUAGAAGCCAAGCUUGCAGAUGAAGGAAAAGAAGAGCGAGCCAAACAUCAAGCCAUGUUUGAUAAGAAGGCAAAGGAGAAAGCCGGCAAAAGUAAAGACAUACGGUCUAUGUUUGGUAAAGGAAAGCCUCAGAAGAAGGGCUCAAGGAAGAAUGAUGAUAGCAGUGAAGAUGAAACUGAUGGGGAAUGCGGCAGCAGUCAUGAAUGA